AUGUCGGCCAGGUUGAGCAGUUCUCGAGAUGACGCUGUUGCCGGAGGCUCGUCCCCUGUCACACACCAGACUCACAACGAUGGUAGUCAGAAAGUGGCCACAAAGUCCGUUGUCAGCAAUUACAAAGGAUUCGUGGCAGGAGUCUUCUCCGGCAUUGCGAAACUGUCGGUCGGCCAUCCUUUUGAUACGAUAAAGGUUCGAUUGCAGACCGCCGAAAAGAAAAGGUUCAAUGGACCGCUGGACUGCUUGCUGCAGACACUAAGAAAAGAAGGCGCAAGAGGACUUUAUAAAGGCGCAACGCCGCCGUUGCUGGGAUGGAUGGCUAUGGAUUCGGUCAUGCUGGGCAGCUUGACGCUCUACAGACGGCUGCUGCAUGAGAACGUCUUCACGAACCCGAUGUUGCGGCCGACAAAGUCUGCCGCAGAAUUGGCAAAGGAGAAACUGCCUACAGUCGGCCAUGGAAUCGCUGGGAUUAUGGCAGGCUCUACGGUCUCGUUCAUUGCCGCCCCGGUCGAGCACGUCAAGGCCAGACUACAGAUUCAAUAUGCCGCCCAUAAGAAAGACAGGCUGUAUAGUGGACCGAUUGACUGCACCAAGAAGAUCUUCAAGACGCAUGGGAUUCGUGGCGUAUACCACGGCCUUUGCGCAACGCUGAUAUUCCGCUCGUUCUUUUUCUUCUGGUGGGGAAGCUACGAUAUCAUUACCCGGGCUUUCCAGAGGCGCACUUCCCUUUCCACUCCUGCAAUCAAUUUUUGGGCAGGCGGACUGUCGGCCCAAAUUUUCUGGCUGACUUCUUAUCCCUCGGACGUCAUCAAGCAGAGGAUCAUGACGGAUCCGCUCGGUGGCGCGCUGAAUGAUGGGACUCCCCGUUUUCGACACUGGAAAGAUGCUGCUGUUACGGUAUACACAGAAUCUGGCUGGAGGGGAUACUGGAGAGGCUUUCUGCCCUGUUUUCUACGGGCGUUUCCCGCAAAUGCGAUGGCGUUGCUGGCAUUCGAAGGCGUGAUGAGGGCCUUGCCGGACUAA
Capronia epimyces CBS 606.96 is the source of this 1026-nucleotide messenger RNA. RefSeq lists its product as uncharacterized. The transcript has 2 exons. The record is from RefSeq and is a predicted model, not a curated record. NCBI's taxonomy places the organism in Eukaryota, Fungi, Ascomycota, Eurotiomycetes, Chaetothyriales, Herpotrichiellaceae. Gene Ontology annotation, molecular function: transmembrane transporter activity. Gene Ontology annotation, biological process: transmembrane transport. The coding region runs from base 1 to 1026 and encodes 341 amino acids.